AUCGGAGAUAAGACAAUGUGCAUUUACAUUAACUUUAAGAUAACGUGUAUGAAGAUAAGCUAGAAGAAUUCAUAUAAUGUCGGAUUAACAACGAUAAAAUAAGAUAACAAUGGACCACAGGGCGCAACUUGAGAACAAGAAAUACAGGAACUGGGUGAGAGCCGGACUUGGUAUUAAAUAUGUAAAAGACGGCUUGGAACCAUUCUGCGACCAUCUUGUUAACCAGCAGCAUGCAGAUAUCUUAGAUAAAGUUAAACAGAAACAUAAUCUAUCGGCAGUAGCAUGUGGAUUUUGCGAUGUACGCACACUCCAGCCGGACCAUGUUCAAACCAAAAAUAGACAGUGUCCUCUCGGUCAAACACAUUGUAACUGUCUUCACCCACGCGGGAAAACGUCUUGUCCCAACAACGUAUGUGGUGCUAUAUACGACGAAAUUAUUAGGCGUCACGCAUCCACACCUCCUGCUCCAUACUGGAAAAACACAGACGCUCAACAGUGGUGUACUGAACCUUGGGCUGUUGCAAAAUGUUUCAUAAAUGCUCCAGGAUAUGAACACAAGACAAGAGCAACUGAGUUUGAUUGUUCCGGCUUGUUGCAUCUGUUGAUUGAUAACCUAGAGUUUCAUCACCAUAUCCAGAAUGGUAUAUCUGGUAACGAUGCUUUCUCAAGGGUACUUCAACACAGAAACGCCAUAUUUCAUUGUAACAAUAUGGAAGUAGAGGACACAGACAUUGCAAAAUAUAUAGAUGAUAUGAUAGAACUGCUGCAAGAUGAUAAAGAAGUCAAAGAUAGACAAGAAUCUAAAAAUGCGGUCAAGAAACUGCUUGAGGAAAAGUUUGUAAUAACAACUACAGAUGAAUUGGAAGGUCCGCGUAUUGCAAUGGAUGCAAUCGAUGAGAAGGAAAAAAUCUUGAACGAGAAUGUUGACGUGGCGAAUAAAUUUUUGGGAGUUAAAACUGAUGAAAGUAAAACACAGAUAAAGGAGAUAGGUUCAACUAUUAAAGAUGAACUAGCGCAGAAAAGGGAAGAUAUGAAAGAUGUUUUGAGAAAGACAGAAAUCGACUUAAAAGGAAAACUAGAGAAGAAGAAAAGGGAAAAUCAAGGAAGCGAUUAA
This is a messenger RNA of Mercenaria mercenaria, 1114 nucleotides long. RefSeq lists its product as uncharacterized. Lineage: Eukaryota; Metazoa; Mollusca; Bivalvia; Venerida; Veneridae. The transcript is spliced from 4 exons. The record is from RefSeq and is a predicted model, not a curated record. Bases 110 to 1114 code for a protein of 334 amino acids.